Prorocentrum cordatum is the source of this 6440-nucleotide messenger RNA. The record is from the annotation of a GenBank genome assembly. NCBI's taxonomy places the organism in Eukaryota, Dinophyceae, Prorocentrales, Prorocentraceae.
GCGCUUGCUGGCGGUCAGGCCGCCGUAGUGGCCGAGACGCGGCGGCGCGCCGAGCUCUCGGCCACAGUGCGACAGUGCGCCACGCAGGUGCUCCGUGGUGCUCGCGCCUCUGGGCCCAGCAGCGGGCCGAGCAAGUCGCCCGGCAACCAGUGCCCAGGAUUCAGCCGAGCCUUCACGGUCAGGCGCCCCUGGAUGGGGCUGGUGGACUGGCAUAUAAGAAGCGCCUGGCGAGUAUUGGAUUUGCAGCUUCUAAUGGAGUCCAGUGGUGCGACGUGGGGGUCGGGGGUGCAGCCUUGCGACCGCGAGGUGCUGGGCCCUGAGUGCGGCGGGCGCUUGGUAUAUUCCGGCGUCGACGUGGAGUUACCGCCCCAGAACAUCGAGAACCCAGAGGCCGCAGUCACACUGGGAGCUAUGAACAAGCUGUUCCGCGACUACAUGGCACCCAUGAUCAACAUUACCCAGUCCCGCGUCUUCAUCGACGGCCUGCUCGCCCACGUGGACAGGGUCACGCGGAAGAAGAAGAAGAAGAAGAAGAAGAAGAAGAAGAAGAAGAAGAAGAAGAAGAAGAAGAAGAAGAAAAAGAAGAAGAAGAAGAAGAAGAAGAAGAAGAAGAAGAAGAAGAAGAAGAAGAAGAAGAAGAAGAAGAAAAAGAAGAAGAAGAAGAAGAAGAAGAAGAAGAAGAAGAAGAAGAAGAAGAAGAAUAAGAAGAAGAAGAAGAGAAGCAACGGCAACAAGGAUGAGGACAAGGGCCACCCAUUGGUCGACCGCGUCGAGAUCAAUCUGUUCCACUGGGUGCAGGAGAGCAGGGGCCACGUCUGCGUAUGCCUACUGCUUAGUCAGUGGAUCGCGGACGAGUUGAAGGCCGAGGCCGCGGUGGCCAAAGAGUGCAGGAAGGCCCGCGGGGAGCGGGCGGCGCCGCCCGGCGUCCAUGAUCUCCGCCCUCCGGAGCUGGGGCGCAGCCUUGGCAUGGGCCUCACUGUCUGGGCGGCGCGCGGCGGCCCUGCAGUCUGCCCUGUGUGCACCUGCGAGCCCACCUUGCAGUGCCCCGACCUGCGCUGCGACUGCUCGGGGCUGCGGGGUGACUCCCAGUCGGGCCCCUCCACCGCGGUGCUGGCUGCCUGCGUGGUGGGUGCCGCGCUCGCUGGCGCCUCCGUCGGCGCUGCGGGGGCCUGGGCCGUCCUCCGCCUCCGCGGCCCUCCCGCCGGCCCGUCCGCUGGCCACGCCGAGUCCGACGAGCUGGGCGAGGAGGCCUGGGCGCAGGUGAGAGCGCUCCGUGAGCGCAAGCUCGCCCUGCAGUGGCUUGGCAGCGCCUGCCGGGCCCGUGGUGCCCAACGUUGCGGGGGGGUGUUCGCGGUGGCCGCGCCGGCGGCGCCGGCGGCGGGCGCCCCCGCCGCGCUGCCUGGCGCGGCACCUGGCUCGGAGGCCGGCGGCCCCGGCGCCCUCGUGGGGGCCCUCCUCGCGCCGGCGGGCCCCGCUGCGCUGGCCGCGGCGCCGGCUGUGCCGGCGGCUGCCGCUGUCCCCGCCGCCGGCCCCCUCGCCGAGGGGCUGGCGCCCGCGGGCCAGAGGGUGAUGCCGCCGCCCGCCAGCCCCGGCGGCGACGCCCGCAUCUUCGCCAUCGUGAGGGAUGUGCGAGGCGUGCGGCGCGCGGACUUCCGCAGCAUGGUGGCCUUGAUGGUCGAGCUUUCCUGGCCUGACUGGACAGUGCGCGGGCCGCGCGCGCUGCUGCGGGGGCUGCAGCAUAUGGCACAGCGGUCAGGGACUCCGACGGCUCAUCAUCAGCGGUGGUUGGCUGAGGCGGGGCUUGGUCCAGAGUCCCCAGGCGUGGAGAUCCACCAGAUGGGGCGCGUGGCCUUCGAGUCGGCCGUCACCUAUGACCAGGUGCACGCCGCGAAUUUGGGGCAUCUGGAGCUCAUCGCUCGAUCCGUGCAGGUGCAGGAGGAGCGCUGCCGCGAGCUGGUGGCCCCGGGCGAGCCUGGCGCGGCGGGCCGCGCCGUCAUGAUGGGCUCGCAGGAGCUCGACGGGGCGGUCUGCGCGUGCCCCGCGUUGCGAGACCAUCCCGCGCAGGAGCUGCAGCGGGAGAUGGCGGUGGCGAAGGACCGACAUCGGGAUCUGUUUCCUCUUCCGCUGCUGGCUGCGGCGGAUGUGGCGCCUGGGUCGUCGGGGACUCGGCGGCGAGUUCGAGCCGGCCGCGCGUUUGCGCGCGCGCUCGGCCGUGCCGGCGCCGCCGUGCAUGCCCUGAAUCACUUCUGCGGCGACCGGUCCUCGCCCGCGCUGGCGCUGUCUGCCGGGCAGCGCUGUGCUGCCGCUCGCUUCUGGGACUCGAUCGUCGCCCUCGGCCCUGAGCCGGAUGAGUGUCGUGACGACGUCUCAGAUCCCAACGGGGCCCUGCGGGAGCUCCUUGCUGGGUCCGCGCUGCACCCUGACGGCGGCAAGCCCGCCACCCUCUACGUGCCAGACCUCGUCUCCUGGCCGGACGUUUCGCAGCCCCCCGCGCCGCUCUGUGGGCUGCUGGGCGAGCGAGACUCCGCCGCGCUGCGGGAGUGGAGGUGCCAAAUGCUUCGCGAGCCCGAGGAGGCGCGGCAGUUUCGAGCGGAGGCAUGCCCGCAGGGCCCGUAUACGGAUCCUGCCUUGCUCCGUUCACCGCUGGGCUACGCCUCCUUUCUCAGAGCGAUGGUGGAGCGCAGCAUGCUCACUUUCUCCCCUUCGCGAGGGCGUCGGGGCAACAUGGGAAUCUUUCUUGUGCCAGGGAAGAGUGGUCAGUUCAGGGUCAUCUUCGACGCUCGCCUGGCCAACUGCGCGUUCGCCGACGUGCCCUGCACCCAUGCCUCGGCGGACCUCGACGUGGCCUUUUACCACAUGCGGGUCCCGGACGGCACGGGGGAGUUCUUCACGUUGCCGCCAAUCCCCGCCAAGUAUCUCGCGUCGCACGGGAUCGCAGUGGCGGUGGUGGAGGGCGAGUCGCUCUUGCUGCCUCAGGUUGUCGUGCUGCCGAUGGUUUUUUUUUCUGGGCCCUGCGCCUAUGCCAGGCGGUCCUUCAGACAUCCUUGGGGUCGUGCAGGUUUCUCGCCUAGCGACCUGAUCCUUGACGGCCACUGCGGCUGCCAGCUCGCCGACGACCCUGAUUCUGUCGUGGGUGCCGGCUACGUGGACAACUACUUCGUCCUCGGCGGCUCCCCAAAGACGGUGAGCGUACGGCUGCAGGCCAUCGCAGAUGACUUGACGCGCCACGGGCUCACUGUGCACGAGCUCGAGGCGCCCUCCCAGGACCGCGACUUCUUGGGGCUGUCGCUGCGUGAGGGGCGCUGGCUCAGCCUCAGGGCCCGCGACAUCUGGAGGUUGCGCGCCGCCAUCCGCGCGGCGCUCCGGAGGCAUGUCAUCAGCGGCUUCUUGCUCCGCGUGCUGACGGGUCACAUCGCCUGGGCGCUGCUGUUGCGGAGGGAGCUGCUGUGCAUCCUAGGGGCGACCUACGCCUGCAUCGAGGCCGCUGGGCCAACUGCUGCCCCGCUCUCGCCCACCGUCCGCCGCGAGCUAAUUCACGACCUGCUGCCGCUGUGCACGGCUGCAAGGAGCGGGACGGUCGGGCUCAACUUCGAUGCUUCGGCCGCGCCGCUCGGGGACGUCGUCGCUGAUCUCGGGGAUGACGCUCGUGUAUCUGGUGAUGGGAUCGAUGACUACUCGUCGUUCGUGGACGUCCAGGGCGGGGCCCUCGCGGGCCCGUGGGAGAUGCAGUCGCCAGGGCCCCCCGCGGACGCCGACAAGUCGAUCCUGGACAUGCGGCCUGCCGUGGACUUCGGUGAGGUGGCGGACUGCUGGCACAUGCGGCUGCUCGUGUCGCUGCUGGCGCUGUCCCAGAUGGCGGCGGGGGCUCGGCGGCUCUCCGCGCCGGUGCCGUCUGCUCUCCGCACCGAGCGGGCGCGCCAUGCGCGGGAGCUCGCGGCGGAGACGGCGACGGUCGCGGGCCUAUCAUUGCUGGGGCGUCUGGCGGUGAGGAGCUCGACGACGCGGCUCUACAGGGGAGCGCUUGCCAGCUUCGCCGUGUACUGUGCCGGGCGCCGCCUGGAUUGGACGAGCCAUGCGGGCCUGGACCAGGCGCUGGUGGAGUUCAUGGACAGCGAGUUCCUCCUCGGCGGCGGCGGCAACCAGGGGAAUGUUCUCCUGGCGGCGGUGGCGCACUUCCUCGGCUCCUUCCACAGGCGGACCCCUGUGCUGUUGCCGAGGGCUCACCGAGCGGCAGCGGCCUGGGCACGAAGCGCCCCUGCGCGCACUCGACUGCCGCUGCCGCGCCGCGUGGUGUUCGCCUUGGCCGGCCUCCUGAUUCACGACUGCUUCCCCAGGCUGGCCCUCUGUAUCUUCGUCAUGUUUGCCUCGUACCUCAGGCCAGGGGAGGCGGCGAAGCUGUGCGGUCGCCACCUCAUUGCGCCGUCCGAGGCGGCGGGCCCAGGCUACCAGUUCUUCGGGCUGCUCCUGCGCGAGAGCGGGCAGGGGCCAGGCAAGACGGGGGUGAACGACGAGAGCGUCUUGUUCGACCGCGAGGCCUGGCUCGCCCCGCUGCUGCAGGCUCUGGAGCUGUCCACGGCGCCCUCGGAGCCGCCGUGGGGGGAGGAGGUGUGUCGCCUGGGCACGCUGUUCAGCCAGGCGUGUCGGCGACUGUCGCUGGGCCGCCUUCCCCACCUGUGCAGCUUGCGCCAUGGGGGGGCCUCGGGCGACAUGCUCUCCCAGAUGCGCCUGCUUGCCGAGAUCCAGCGGCGCGGGCGCUGGCGGACAUCCAAGAGCCUGACCCGCUACACCAAGGAGACCAAGCUCCUGGACGAGCUCUCCUGGAUCCCGCCCGAGGAGGCGGGCGGCUCGCAAGUGGCCAGCGGCAACACUGCUGGCGCCGACGAGGGCGGCCCGCCUGCGGACGCUGUGAGGCGGCACUUGCAGCGGCAGCGCCAGCGCGCGGCUGCGCCGGGCCGAGCCCUGCGGCGCCGUCCUGUCCUGGAGCUCUUCUGCGGGGCCGGCACGAUUGCCAAGGCGGUGCUCGCCUGUGGCCUCGCCGCCUUCGGGCUGGGCUGGCAUCGCAGCCCGCUAGAGGACCGCGUGCGGCCAGCAUUCAUUGCCACCGUCGUUGGAUGGCUAGCGCUGGAGCUAGUGGCCGACUCCGUUCAGUGUUUUUCGUGGUCCUCCGAGCUGCCUAUCAACGGCGCCCUCGCGGAUGCUGCGCUUGAAGAGUUGCUCGCUCAGGUGAGGUGCCGGUUCGGCGACGUCGCCGCCGCCAGAAUUCAUGCUUUUUUUCUGAGGCCCUCGGGGGUCCUGGAUGCGUUGCUCCUGUCCCUGGUGGUCGUGCUCUUGGAGGGCCUCUUCUGCCCGCUGCGGGCCGCGAGGGGCGCAGAGGUCGCCCGGUGCCUGUGGAGGGGGUUGACGUGGUCGUCGGCUCAGGGGCUCGUCGCGAUCACGGUGGGCUUCCUGGCGCGCCUGGACUUGGAUGGCUCCGCGGCGACGGGGGAGGCCGUCGAGGGCUGGCAGAAGCUGAAGCCUCCGUGCAUGUGCUUCCCGAUGCCUCGCCCCGCUGUCGUGGCGGUCGUGCUGUCUAUCGGCCAGCUGUCCUCUGCGGUGUUCGUGGUCCUCGCCUUCGCGGGCGACUUCCGACCCUCGGGGGCGCGCUGGCUCCGCGGCGACUCGCUCGCGCCGCCCAACCCGCUGGCGGGGCGUGGUGGCGGGGGGCGGGGCGUCAUCCUGAAAGCGAGCGAGGGCGGGCGACCUGGCGCGACGGGCUCUGCCGACGACAGCGUCGCGCUGGAUCGGGUUGGGUGGCGGCCGCUGUGGGCGGCGUUGAAGUGCGCCAGGCCUGGCGGCGCGGCCCUGUGGGCCUUCGCGGCGGCUGGCGCGCGCGACGCCUGCGGCCGGGCGGCGGGGCGCCUCGGCCUGGAGGCGCGGCCCUCUCUGUGCGUGCUGCGUCGGAGCGCGGCCAGCGGCGACCUCCUGUCUGCGCGGCGGUCUCUUCGCGACGUGAGGAAUUGCCCCGGGUGGGUCGCGGGCCGCCCCCUUCGGCGGGAUACAAGGCGGGCCAAGUCGCAGCGGCAGCUGAACGACCUGCCCGACGAUGCGCCGACGUUCAGCCAGCUGGUGGACGCGAGCCUCGUGAAGAGGAUGGGGUCGGCUGCCCCUGGCCCCUCAGGCGACAUAACCGCCCUCGCCACCAGGCAGCGGAUAUUGCCCCUGGUACCUGGAGUGGAGUUCUGGAAGCUCUGGAAUCACAUGCCCCAGCCGAGCGAGCUGCUGGAGCCGAAGCGCAUGGAGCUUGCCUGGCUCGGGCAGGCUUACAACUUGGUGCGGCGUGUCGCCGAGGUUUCGGCGGACAACUUCUUUGGCAAGAUUUUGCAGGCACUCCAGAACUCCUUGGACGUCUCCUACUUUGUCGCUGCAGGCGACCGUCUCCUCUGCGUGGUCGCCGUCGCCGG